GUGUGAGCUCACUCUCGCGAGAUUUGCGACGCCUGAGUUCGCCGCCCAGGAACUAGAAGUCAACGGCGCUGCGGGAAUUUUAAACAGAGAUCUGGGUGCGGGCUGUGUGAAGGAAAUUGUGAGUGUAAAGGGCAGUCCUGUCAGUGCUCGUGCUUAUACACCAUAUUAUUUCAUUGAGUUUGUCCUUUCACUUUUUUUCCCAAGGCGGCCACGGAUGUAGCUCUCAACGCAAAGCUGGACAUUUUGAGUGGGAUAUUGUCUUCUUUUUUUUUUUGCCCGGAGAGUGAUUUGUGUCCGCUGUGAAAGUCUGCGGUGGAUCUAGGAUUUUUAACGCUGUGCUGUAGUGAUCGCCCAAUCUACAACCCCUGCCUUUGAUUGGGUUACAGGAUCGCGACUGGCAACUGCAGGACAUAUUUACAUGGCUACAAAAAUGCUGAAAAGCAAGUUGGGGUCAAACUCUAGUGAUCUGGAAAAGCUUAAGAAAGAAAAUGAAACCUUAAAGAAAACUCUGGAAGAAAUGUCCAAAUCAAAAGAAAAAUCUGAUGCACAAAGAAAGGUGGAGGAAAUGCUUGAACUUGAAACUUUGAAAGAGCACUGUAGCCAAGAAAUAGCUGAGACGAGAGAGGAGAUUGACAGUCAAACAGAAGAACUAAGAUAUAGUAGUAAGGAAAAUGAUCCAUUUCAUGUAAUAGAUGCAAGCAAGGCAGAACAAAUUGCUGAUGACAUCCAGAACCAGUUAUCUGCAGCUCUUAUUCGUAUUAACUACAUAGCUUAUUGUUUACAGCAGGAGUCUGAGGAUACAAAAAAGGUGGAAUCUGCAAAUAAUUUAAAUAUACUUGAGAGCCAAUUGAAAGAUGCAUUGGAGAAAAACCAGAAGUGGUUGGUGUAUGAUCAGCAGCGUGAAGAGUAUGUAAAGGGACUUAUGGGUCGGAUAUAUGAGCUGGAACAGCAGCUGGGAAAUGCUAACAAAACAAUCCAACAACAAGGAAAGGACACACCAUCUGAAGCUAAGCAAGAUGAUGACAAGCAGAAACACUAUGAUAAGCUUCUGUUAGCUGCAAAGAAAGACCUUGACAAUGAAAGGAAAAUCACAGCUCAGUUAAGCGCUCAGCUCUCUGCUAUGAAAGCAGAAAGGGACGGAGAAAGAAGGGCCUAUAAAGAGAGAAAGCAGAAAUUAAGAGCUGAGCUUGAAGUAUCCAAACAAAAGAUAGAAGAAGAAAAACAGAGAACAAUAGCACUUACUAACCAGAUUCAAGCAAUAAGCGUGUCACUGCUGAAGCAGCAUGAACAACAAAGCAGAAUUGCUGCACUGGAACAACAGAAAAAUACCAGCGAUAUCUUCAACAAUGUUCCAUCCUGCACGUUCCACAAUGACUUUGAAGAGAAGCUGACUAUCCGAUCACAGCGCUCACCCCCACACCGUAGGAGUCUGCUGGAUGAGAGCUUCCUGGAGUGUCCAAAUUGUAAAGCAAUGUAUCCAGCAAGCCAGCACAGAGAAUUGCUGGCCCACAUUGACUUCUGCACGAGUUAAACUAAGCCCAAAUGAUCUUCAGCAAUGGAAAAACUGACUGCUUCAAAGCUUUGGGGGUGGGGUUUAUUGCCAUUUCUAAUGGGGGUGGGGCAGGGAGCAGCAUUGCAUGUUAAGUUUAAAUCUCCUUUUUUUUUUGUGUUACACACUCCACGCUUUUAAUAAAUAUUCUUGGGUGUUUCUUCUCUCUUCGACAUCUGUUGGAAUCUACAGUGCUCUGACUUCGUGACGAGAGAGACUGAUAGUUUGCCAAACAGAUGACAAGUUAGAAGGUAUUAUGGGCGAAUGUUUAACUUUGCUUUCUGUAGCGUUACUGUAUGCUUAUUAAUGCAAACUGUAUAUGACAUUUGAAGAAGAAGGAAACAUUAAAUCAAUGUGGGGUGCCAAUUUGUUUUGUACCCCUUGAGUUACUUCCUACUAUGGGCCUUCUCUUUAAAUAGCUUGGCUACUAUGUAAAAAAGAAGAGAUGGUCCACAGUAGGACGUAAUUCAAGUCUCCCACCAUCUUGGUUCCCAGGCAUCCUUGCACGAGUUCAGACUUGGAGCAUGUGCAGUAGAGAAAGAGAAGUCUUUGGACUACGCUUCCUCCAACCUUAAAUGCUGGGGGGGAUGUGGGAUCUAACAAAUUGGCAACUCAUUGAUUUAUACUUUCCGUCUCCUUUGAGGUGUUAGCGCUAAACUACUGACUAAAAAAUGCUUUCAGGCAAGAUGGAUAAAUAAGGUUAUAGUAAUGCUGGAACCAGUGUUGUAGAGCAAUUGUGAUUACUGGAACCUCUGACAUAUUUGGAUGUAGGGGUCACAAAGGAGCGGAAAUGUUCACAGUCAACUUAGCUAGAUAUUAAUAUUACAUUACACCCAGUUGCCUACAAUUCUGACAAUUUAUAACAGCUAAUGGUCCAGUAGAUUGAAGUAUAGCAAUUAGGGAUGCACCGAAUCCAGGAUUCGGUUCGGAAUUCGCCCGUUUUUAGCAGAAUCCUUCUGUCCAGCCGAACUGAAUCCUAAAUUGCAUAUGCAAAUUAGGGGUGGGGAAGGAAAUGA
Xenopus laevis (African clawed frog) is the source of this 2565-nucleotide messenger RNA. It is a transcript of the gene cep55.L, whose product is annotated as centrosomal protein 55kDa L homeolog. The coding region runs from base 419 to 1531 and encodes 370 amino acids. The record is from RefSeq and is a predicted model, not a curated record. The transcript is spliced from 8 exons. NCBI's taxonomy places the organism in Eukaryota, Metazoa, Chordata, Amphibia, Anura, Pipidae.